Messenger RNA from Gongylonema pulchrum, 779 nucleotides. Lineage: Eukaryota; Metazoa; Nematoda; Chromadorea; Rhabditida; Gongylonematidae. The record is from the annotation of a GenBank genome assembly.
AUGGCAGUUUCGGUGGAUAAGUUUCGUAAUGAGAAAUGGCGUGGCUUGGGUUGCGAGCUGUUGAAAGAUUUGGCUUUGUCCGGUUUUCAAAAAUUGGAAGUAAUUGAUAUGGAUACUAUUGAAUUAUCAAAUCUUAACAGGCAAUUCCUUUUCCGGGAAAAUGAUGUGGGGAAAUCAAAAGCCGAAGUUGCCGCAGCAUUUAUCAAUAAACGAAUAUCAGAGUGCAACGUUAGCCUAGUAGAUUUUGAUGCUGAUGGUAACCCAAGUGGAAUAAUACCUUUGAUUGAUGGUGGUACUGAAGGAUUCAAGGGUAAUUCACGAGUGAUUUUGCCAACGAUGACUGCCUGUAUUGAAUGUACUAUUGAUCUCUAUCCCCCGCAAGUAAAUUUUCCAAUGUGUACAAUAGCGAAUACACCUCGACUUCCGGAGCACUGCAUUGAAUAUGUAAAAGUACUGCAGUGGCCAGCCGACAAACCUUUCAACGGCGCAGCACUGGAUACCGAUAAUCCGGAGCACGUUGAAUGGGUGCUACAAGCGGCUUUGGAAAGAGCUUCAAAAUAUCGUAUCAGCGGAGUUGAUCUGAGGCUCACUCGAGGCGUUCUGAAGCGUAUAAUUCCUGCUGUUGCAUCCACAAAUGCGAUCAUUGCAGGUAUUUAUACCGUCAGCGACGUCUUUCUAGCUGUUUUGAUUUGUGUGGUUGACAGAUAUAGUGUGGCGAAGGACAAAAUUGUUCUUAGACUGCGGGUUGAAGGACUAAUUCCGCUGUUGGGGACAUAGGC